Molecule: messenger RNA, 7148 nt
Organism: Alosa sapidissima (American shad)
Lineage: Eukaryota; Metazoa; Chordata; Actinopteri; Clupeiformes; Clupeidae
Product: forkhead box protein P4-like
Exons: 5
Coding region: 368-814 (148 amino acids)
Biological process (GO): regulation of transcription by RNA polymerase II
Cellular component (GO): nucleus
Molecular function (GO): DNA-binding transcription repressor activity, RNA polymerase II-specific; RNA polymerase II cis-regulatory region sequence-specific DNA binding
Source: RefSeq, a predicted model, not a curated record
UCCUCCUCCCUGCUCUGUGUUCUGUCUCCUCUCCUCCUUCAUCCUUAGCCCUUGUAAUUAGUUGAGCGCUGGUGGUGGUGCCUGUAUUGUAAUGGUGGUUAAGAAUGGGCCCUCAUUGCAGCUCAUUGUUCUUAAGCUGCACAUCUGUCUCUCCACUCAUCACAAAGAUCAUUUUGCUAAUCUGUUAAAAUGAACCCCCACCAACCCCCCCUCCCUCGCUCUCUCUCUCUCCCUCCCUCCCUCUCUCAUUCAGAAUGCCGUGCGCCACAACCUGAGUCUGCAUAAGUGUUUUGUGCGCGUGGAGAAUGUUAAAGGAGCCGUGUGGACCGUGGAUGAAGUGGAAUACCAAAAGAGGAGACCACCAAAGAUGACCGGAAGCCCUACACUGGUGAAGAACAUGAUUUCUGGGCUCGGUUUCGGAUCCCUCAAUGCCAGCUACCAGGCAGCGCUUACAGAAAGCAGUUUGAGCCUGUUCAACAGCUCCACAAUGGCGGCGCUUGCGGAGAGCAGUCUGAGCCUGCUCAACAGCCCGUCUCUGGUCAACACCAGUGGCGGUGGCGGGAGCCUCAACAUGCUGCACGUUGGCCACGAUGACGUCAGUAGCACCGUGGAACAGGUCAACAGCAACGGCAGCUGCAGCCCUGGCCUGUCCCCACAGCAGUACGGCCACCAGGUGCAUGUGAAAGAGGAGCCUGCUGAGCUGGAGGAGGAUAGCCGGCCGGUGUCCCUGAUGGCCAGUGUGUCCCAGAACCUGAGCCUGCCCACCGACGAGCGCGAUCUGGAGGAGGAGAUGCCCCCCGAGGAGCUGGAGUAGGAUUGGUCCACGCCCGGAGAGGGGGCGGGGCCUACCGGGCACCGCCGCUGACCCUUAGAGGAAGAGGAGGAGGAGGAGGAGGGAUAAUGAAAUGACCACAAACAAGUGAGGAGGAGAAAAAAAAGAAAAAAACCAACAACAUCAAAUAAAACCAAAACAGGGUUAGACCUUACCUGCUCAUGAAUGCAAAAAUGACAGAACAGCCAUUUCACUUUAUGCCCCCAUGUUAGAACUGCCCCCUGCCCUUCAUUCUGUAAGUGUAAACACCCCCCACCCCCACCCUGGAUUGCCCAACAGAAGCUCUUGUCCACCACAGUUCCAUAGUUUCAGUAUCCAGGUGGAGUCACAGAGACGGUUGUCAUGGUAUCCAGAGGGAGUGUAGUUGUUAAGUUGUUGUUCGGUGCCGGUGUUGCUUUGGAACCAGAAAAAGUUCAAUAUACAUACAGGUGUGUGAGUGUUUGCUAGGCAACACAUAAGGUUGCCAUUUUUUGUAAGUCCCUAAGAGAUCUAACUCUGUUUUUUGUUUUCUUUUAAGUGGUAUUUUUGUUCUUUUUUUUUUUUUUUUUUUUUUCGCCUCCAAACACUGCUUUUGCUUUUGGACAUAAAGGAAGGACAGUGGAGAUGUAAACGAGGGACGCUCAGACAGGGGGCCUCGUGACGAGGGGAAAGUGAGUGAUGCCAGGACAGUCAUCAGCCACACGAGGGUCUUGUUUUGCAACAAACCAGGACUCGAGCAGGACUCUGACCGCCACCUCCUCGUCUGCCUGAGGACCCCAGUAUUCCGUGUGUGUGUGUGUGUGUGUGUUUUUCUGAGAUCAGUGUGGGCAGGGUUGGGGCAACGUUAGCCUUGGAGACCAGGCAGACUGUUCGCCCCAGAGAUUGAGAGAGAGAGAGAGAAAGAGAAAGAGAAGAAAAAGAAAGGAAAAAAGCCCCCUGUCAGUUUCUAUUUCUGAGGGAUCAACACGCUCCAAGAAGCAGCAAGAAUGUUGUGUGUGUGUGUGUGUGUCCAUCACCCUUCUUUUGUUAGAGAGAAAAGGACAAAGAAAACACACACGCAAAUAAAUACAUAAAGGGGAAGAAAACGCUGGUGGAGGAAAAGGAACUUUUGGGGUGACGGGGGGGGGGGGGGGGGGGUUUCCACCUGCCCCCCUCAUGCCCCCCUCAUGCCCCCCUCAUGCCCCCUGCCCCUCCGCACUCACACACACACACACACACACACACACACACACACACACACACAAAACCGUCUGCACUGCUCACUCCAUCACACAUGUGCAGCAGCCUUUCUGCUCCUGUUGUUAUUCUUGUUGUUGGUGAUACUUUUAUUUGCCUCACUGGUCAAUGAUGACCAAGGAUCAACAUUUUGGAUUUUGCUAUGUAAUUUAGUAACAGUUUGCAGUCAGUUGCAAGUUGUGUUUUUUUUUUUUUUUUUUACCAUUCCAUAUCUCUGAGCUGGGAAUAGAUUGACAUCCCCCCCACCCCCAAACACACACACACACACACACACACACACACACACACACACACACACACACACACGGCGGGAUGUGGCAUUCACUGAACAUAAACUUCAACUCAGUUGAGCUUCUGGUUCCAGCACAGACGGAACUCUAGAGCGCCAUCUAAAGGACCAGGGAAAGUUCCGCUUUUAUUUCUUUUCUUUUUUUUGGUUCAAAUACCUCAUGCCAGAGAGUCUCCAUCUGUUCCCUACUCUAGCCAGUGUUAAAAUGGAGAUCUCUGCGUGUGGAUGAGCAACAAGGACCCACUCUCUCAGCAUCACUCCUGGGGCAUCAUGAGUAGAUGUUAGAAAAAGCUGUUUGCUGUUCACUGUGUAUGUUGGGAUGUGUCCAAAUAGCAUGUGAGAUUUCUUUUUGUUUUUGAUCAAUACGCAAAAGCAUAUACCAUUCUAUCAGCAGUGCCAUACCAAAAUUUAGCAGUUUAUUUUCUUGUUUGUUUAUAUUUUCCCCAUUUAUGCUUUCGUUACAGGUUACCAAAGAAACGUGUAGAGAACCAAAAACCCUUCCUUUUUUGUAUUUUUAUGAUGAAAUUAAUUAUUAUAAUUUUCCUCCAAAAUGACUGGCCAAAACAACAAAGAUUCAUAGCAUGAUUGAUUGCUCUUUUCAUAACUUUUACAAUUUAACACCAUUCUUUCACUCCUUACAGUACCAGAGCAUUCCAAAUACCAAAGUGUAAAAUACAAAAGAUAAUUUGGUUGCUUAGACACUGUUGGAAAAUACUUUCACCAGAGAAACACACACACAGACACAGACACACAUUCUUGGAUGGUGCCAGGCCAAAAAUACAGUAUUAUCAGGCAUCCUGCAGUUCCGUAACUAAAGAUAAAAUAAAAAAGCACUUAAAACUCCUCUCUCAGCUCAGGCAGUGAAGGUGUUCAGAACACUUUGAGCCUCAUCGUCAAAGAUUGCAAAUAAAUUUACUAUCAUAAGGCACUUGAAGAAAAAAAUCAAAUAAAGAAGGACUGUAUUCUACGUUGGUGGGACACCUGAAGCCAGCAUAACCCGAUCUCAGCUGCAUCGCUCAUGAAGGGAUGUUUAUUCACCAGGUUUAUUUACCAUGUUUAUUUACAACAUAUCGACUGAUUUGAACAGACUCAGUAAUUCCACCAGUACCAAAAAUAAAGAACAAGUUUUUCCUAGGAUCAAAAAGACAGUAUUUAACCUCGUCAUUUCGUUUUGCGCUAGUAGAAACAUGUGUAUGUGUGUUUGAAGUCGGCAUCUAAGUCGCUGAUAAAAAAAAAACAAAACAUUUCAAAUGCUUAUUUGAACAUUCAGUGAACAGAGCGCUUGUUGUAGGCCUGUGUGUGUGUUGGGGGAUGGAAGGGGGAAGAAUGAUUGACACACAUUGUAAUGCGCUCACGCUAGUGGGAGAGAAGCAUUUUGCAGGAACAUUUUUUUUUUUUCAAACCACCUCAGCGCUCAACUCUUUGCACUUCAAACCAUUUUUGAUCAAGGAGGAGACGUUGUUCCAAAAUGACUGACGGUGUCCCUCAAUCUUUCUUCUGUUUACUCGCGGCAGGAUGCACCCAGACAAGAUAUUUAAGUAAAAGUACCAACACCUGGGACGUCUUGAAAAAACACAACAGAAAACCAAAAAACAAAAAAAAAGAUCACGCUACCUCCUUUUGAAAAUGGUUCACAAAAUGUUAAACUCAUAAGAGAGAGAAAGAGAAACUCCAGUGUUCUAGCAGUAGUGUUUUUGUGUUCAUUCCUCCUAGUAAAACAAAAAAAAAUACCAAAUCCUAGUUAAGCGUCACUUCAAAGAGAAGCGAGCAGGCGUGCGUAGCCACGCUGCAUUAACGGACCGUGAGUGGAGGCGGACUAGCAGGUGGCCCGCGUGAUGUUCAGAAAAGACGACUACCUCUCCAGAAAAAUAAAACCCUAAAAAUGCUGAGGUUCAGCAGCGAGCGCCCGGCAUUUUAAGUGGUCAACAUAUUUAAAAGGUCUAUUCCAAAUUGCAUAUUCUCCAUCUUUAAGUGUUCUAUUAGCAUAGAGUCUCUUCACAGGCUACUGGGAGCACAGGCUUAAUUGUGCGUUCUAAUUGGGUACGCAUCAUAAUGGCCGGGGCCUGCUUUAAGCCAAUGAGAGCCACCGAGGUGGCGGGUCAUUUGCAUAUACUCAAUGGGGCAGUGUCAAAAGUGAUGACAAGAAGAAGGCAUUAGCCAGGCGCCCACCGCCUCCUAAAUGGCCGAGGUUUCCAAUUAAUGCAACGUAUGGCUUUUGUGAUGGCUGUGGGGAAAAAAGACAAAACACACAGACACACACACACUAUCUCUGGCACACACACAAAGAAAGUCAUUUUACCUUUUGGAAGUGAGGAGGGCACGCAGUGUGUAGCAGUGUGUCGGGCCGAAGGUGAAGACACACACACACACACACACACACACACACACACACACACACACACACACACAAGCCAGGCUGGAGAGCUCCGUAUGCCAACCAAACUAUCCAAAGAGAACCCAGAGCUUGGGCCCUAUUGCUGCAAGCGUCAGUGUGUGAACAUAAUAAUAAUAAUAAUAAUAACAAUAAUAAUAUCAAUACUACCGCUGAUGAUAACUCUAAAGAUGAUGAUUAUAACGAUGAUGGUGCAUAUGUAAGAGGAAUUCCACUGCUCCUGAUCCAGUAAGGAGGAACUGCUGCAUCCACUAAAUGAUCUUUGAUGUGCUUUAAGGUACACCUGUACACAGAGCUGUUUUAUAAGAUGUAGAUUGACAUGCGUUGAUGGUAUUAGCGAUCGCCAGAACACUUGUGUUACUUCUACAAACUUGUUAUGAUGUGUUUUUGUAUACUGCAGCUUGGCUUCGCUCUGAAGGGCAUUUUUCUUUCUCUUUCGGUCUCUUGAUUUUCCUUUUGAAUUGUUUUGGUUUCUUAUUUUGUUCUGCACCUGUUUAGCUAUUGUAAAGCUUUGCGCUCCUAUACUGUACUGCUUCUGCUGAAGUCUCUGUAUUUAUCAUAAGUGCUGCCAGUCUCAUGGUUCAAUAGGUUUUUUCUUUGUUUCUUUAUCUUCAUAAAACGUCUGGGACGAUGAUUUUUUAAAUGUAUUAUCUCUAAAAAAGAAAAAGAAAUAAAAGUUAGUAAGCGGUUUAGAUAACACACCUGUUUGUAUAUUUAUCUUAGCUAGGUCUAUUUUGAUACAUUUUGUCUCUGUACCGCAUUUAUGCAUUUUUAAGGAAAAAAAAAAAAAGAAAGAAAACAAACUAAAAAGUUGAACUCGUUGUGUAUUGAUACCUCAGAGGGAUUUUUCUCAGACACAGGACCAAAACCUCAAAAAAAAAAAAGAAGAAUAAAAAAAAAGAUUAAAGAUAUGUAGCCCUCUCCUGCUUUAAAGACAGAGCAAAAUUCUAAAGAUGUUUUGUUGGUCCAGUUAGGUCCAAUGUGUGUAUAGAUUCCCUUUAAACUGAACCAUUCCUGUGCUGACCCAUCACAUCCGGAUGCGUUGCCAGGCAGGGCAGUGGUCGUCGGGGUGCGUCUCCCGAGUUGCCGCAGUAACGGAUGUAAACGCAGGCUCCACACAGGUUAAGAGAGCCGUGUGUCAUUAGAAUGGGGGGGGGGGGGAGAGAGCUGUGAUCUCUGCUUUAUAAACUUCAGCGUGUCCUCUGUCGCUACGCUGAUUGUCUGUUCCCCCACAGAUAUCCUCAGAGCAUGAGAGAGAGGGAAGGCCAGAGGGAGGGAGGAAUGGAGAGAGAGAAAGAGAGCGCGUCGUUGAUUUCCCUCUAGACUUAAGACUAAGGACUCUACUUGCCCUCUCCAAUUGACAGAGGAUACAAAGGCUUUAUAGAAACACUAUUAAAUAGAUUGUGUUUGUUAUUUCUUUUUGUCAUUAAGUGUUUGCAAAGCGUAUUUCUCUCAGCGGCAUACCAAAUGAGUUUUUUUUUUUCCCUUGUUGAUGUUUUUGCUUUUAUUUUUUUUAUUAUUAUUAUUUGUUUUAUUUGCAGUCUUGCAGAAAUGAAUUUCAUCAUCUUUGCCCACCAAAGGGUGUUGUGGGGGGGCUGUUUCAUCAUCUUUGCCCACCAAAGGGUGUUGUAUGGGGGCCAUUUGUUCUCCCACAACUUGUAACCAAACCAAUAAAAAAAAAAGGUCAAAGGUGAAUGGGAAUCGUCUCGGCACUGCCAUGUGCUCCACUCUCGCGUACCACUCUUAGCGUUAGCAUUAGCGUUAGCCUAGUCCUAGCAGAGGCUCUCGGCUCCCCCGGCCCUUAGUCGGCUGGCUCAUAGCGCCACCAUCCCUGUGACGGGCGGCCGAGAGGGGGCCCCUGUGCAUCAGCGCCCCCUUGUGCUGGGUGUGUGCCUAGCGCCCAGCCUGGCGGUGCUGGCUGGCAUCUGGGCCAACGGUGCACGAAGCCACCACUGUACAGCGGCGCCCGGUACUCUGGGCGUUCCUUACGAAUGUGUGUGUACAUUUCCAGCAGCGACGCCAAACUCUUCUGCUCUGCUUUAGUUCCUGUUUUAGCGUUUACCUCUUUCUGUUCAAUUGUUAUCUUUUAAAAGAGACUCGGGGGAGAAAAAAAGGUGGUGGUUUUGAGAUGGUAUUACAGAGAGAAAAAAAAUAACAAAAAAAAAGACCCAAAAAAGGCAACUUGCCAUUCACUUUGUUUUUCUGUUUCUUCCACCUCGGGACGGCCAUGUUUUUGACAGUCACUGCCGAUCUUCUUCAUGCUGUAUAAACCUCUAUAUCUGUGUAUUUGUAACCGGAAUCUUCUUGUGUCUGUCCACGCAGACAAUAAAAAACCUGUACAGUAGAGUUAGUUGCAUGUAAUCUGUACUAAUUAUUGACAAUGGCAUUAUAAAAUGCAAUAAAAUACUUAUUACACUGUC